AACGUUAUCGGAGCCCUAAGUGAGCGCUUAUUGCGAAAAACAAAGGCAGUGAACAGCGGAACGGAACGUCAUUUUCGCAUUGCUCCUCAUUUUAUGAAGAAUCUGACAAAAUAGUAUCCUUUUUUGAUUAUUAAACCAGUUUAUUAUUCGCUAUUCAUCUAAAAACUUUUUACAAUCCAUUGUCAUUGUAUGAUUGAGGAUUUCUAGACGCUCACCCAGAUCCUGCAAUAGAAAGUGGCAGAGGAAUCUACAGGUCUCUUUUGGGUUUUAUUCAUGGUGAAGCUGCGACGUAUAUCGAGUGAAUGAGUGAGAGCGUGUCCAAGACAGCUAUCCCAGAGAAUACCGAAUAUGAGAACUCGAACCAGGGUUAUAUUGCAUUCUCUAUUACUUUUGGUUUUAGUAGUGCAGGUGAGCAGGCCAGUAUGUGUGGAUGUGCCCUCCGAAACAGAGGCAGUCGUUGGAGACCCCAUGAAACUGACCUGCAUCUCCUGUAUGAAGAGAGAGGAGGUCAACGCGGAGACACGCGUGGACUGGUACUAUAUCCCACCUGACGAAGAACCCAUCCCUAUCUACCUGUUUGAUGGACAACCCAGGGAGCUGGAGGGGCCUUGGAGGGGUCGCCUGGUGUGGAAUGGAAGUAAAGACCUGCAGGAACUCUCCAUCCGUAUCCUCAACGUCACAAUGAACGACACGGGCACCUACAAGUGUGUGGUCUUCCGACAGUUUGAGUUUGACUGCUACUCUCCCUCGGUUACCAACAGCCUGGUCAUCAACCUGGUGGUCAGAGAGGAAGCCAGUGACGACACCACUGCCCUGUACUCAGAGAUCAUGAUGUACGUCCUGCUGGUCUUCCUCACCUGCUGGCUCCUGGUGGAGAUGGUCUACUGCUACAGGAAGAUCUCCAAGUCAGACGAGCAGGCCCAGGACCCCGCGACAAACUACCUAGCCAUUCCCUCAGAAACUAAAGAGAACCUAAGUGUUCCAGUUACAGAAUAAAAGUGACUGUCUCACACCGAUACGGUACUGACCAAUGGUGUAUCAAGCAGUUCAUAGUCACCUGACGAUACAGACUGAACUCUUUGAAGGGAACAUUCAGUAAAGAUGUCGCAAUGCCUCUCAGCAACCAGGAAACCUGCCAAGUGGAGUCCCCUUUGUCUUGGUCUUGUGGUGUGAGCUUGCCAAAUACUUGAAUGCUCAAGUAUACUCUCCCUUCUUAUUUCACUCUGAACCACUAUGUGCCAGACAGCAGUGAUUUGAUGAUUAGUAAGUUGUUUAUGACAUUUGAAUGUCACCCACAGAAACAAAAUUGAACCGACUAUUGCAGAGGAUCAACCAAUUGCUUUCAUAGCAAAUGACUUAUACUUUUAAAUGUGUGAAAUGUUGUUCAAAUGGUACACUGCACAUCAUUGGGUGCACAUAAAAGCUUCUGGUACGUUAUUUUCAGUUCAUUUUUACUCUACUGAUAGAAAAUGACGAGAUCAUGGGUCAAGGUUUUGCUCUUAUACGACCGGUGUCUCGUCGUUAUCUUUUUACAGAAAUUGGAUUGCCUAGCUUUUCAGGUUUACUUCGCUCAAGUUGUUUGGUCAAAUGAAAUGUUUCAUGCACAGUAUGACUGUGGUUUAUGAUAUGAACACUGAGUCCUCUCGCUGGUUCUUCGUGUGACUCCAAGGCUCCAUUUGGCCUUCUACGUCAGAAGCUCCUCUUUAAGUUCAAUUCUCUUCCACGAAAGGACCUGGCUUGAGAAGACGUUGUGCAUUUGGAUCUUAGAGAAUGACUAGGCUAUUUUACAAAAGAAGAAGAAGGAAAACACAUGGUACAAAUCACAGUCAUUGGUACCAGAGAUUCCUAUAUCUUUUGCUCACAUCAACAAUAUGGCUUUUUUACUCAGUGUUUUGUGAGAUAUAAAGUUUAUUCAAUGGCAUCUUAAGACAUUCAAAACAAUGAUGCUGCAUAAUACAACUACUGUACACACCAAUAGCCAAAUACUUGAUCAUUCUAAACCAUGCUAAACCAUAUACUGGCUGGUGAGAUUGUUGUUUUUUAAUAUACAGUAGAAUUGCUAUUGAGACUCAUAUGUGCCUACUUCUAUAAUGUAUGAAUUGUGUACAAUCAUAUAAUAUAUAUAUAUAUUAUAUACAGUGCAUUCGGAAAGUAUUCAGAAUCCUUCACUUUUUCCACAUUUUGUUACUUUACAGCCUUAUUCUAAAAUUGAUUAUAUCGUUUUUUCCCCUCAUCAAUCUACACGCAAUACCCCAUAAUGACAAAGCAAAAACAGGCUUUUAGACAUUUUUGCAAAUGUAUUACAAAUAAAAAACUGAAAUAUCACAUUUAACUAAGUAUUCAAACCCUUUACUCAGUACUUUGUUGAAGCACCUUUGACAGCGAUUACAUCCUUGAGUCUUCUUGGGUAUGAUGCUACAAGCUUGGCACACCUGUAUUUGUGGAGUUUCUCCCAUUUUUCUCUGCAGAUCCUCUCAAGCUCUGUCAGGUUGGAUGGGGAGUGAAGCUGCACAGCUAUUUUCAGGUCUCUCCAAAAUCAAAUCAAAUGUAUUUAUAUAGCCCUUCUUACAUCAGCUGAUAUAUCAAAGUGCUGUACAGAAACCCAGCCUGUGUUCUGACCUUUAUUCUGACCUUAGUUCCUUUGUUUUGUCUUUAGUUAGUAUGGUCAGGGCGUGAGUUGGGGUGGGCAGUUCUAUGUUGUCUGUUUCUAUGUGGGGUUUUCUAGUUUGGCCUGAUAUGGUUCUCAAUCAGAGGCAGGUGUUUUGUGUUGUCUCUGAUUGGGAACCAUAUUUAGGUAGUCUGUUUUGUAUUGUGGGUUGUGGGUUAUUGUCUAUGUCUAUAUGUAAGUUGCCUGUGUCUGCACUUAUUGUAAUUAUAGCUUCACGUUCGUUUGUUGUUUUUGUAAGUUUGUUUGGUGUUCUUUGUCUUCGUUAUAAUAAAUAGAGAAGAUGUAUUCAAACCACGCUGCGCUUUGGUCCGAUCCUUACUCCUCCUCAGACGAGGAGGAUUACGACGAACGUGACACUGCCAAAAACCCCAAACAGCAAGCAAUGCAGGUGUAGAAGCACAGUGGCUAGGAAAAACUCCCUAGAAAGGCCAAAACCUAGGAAGAAACCUAGAGAGGAACCAGGCUAUGAGGGGUGGCCAAUCCUCUUCUGGCUGUGCCGGGUGGAGAUUAUAACAGAGCAUGGCCAAGAUGUUCAAAUGUUCAUAAAUGACCAGCAUGGUCAAAUAAUAGUAAUCACAGUGAACAGGUCAGUGUUCCAUAGCCACAAGGCAGAACAGUCUUCAUGCCAGGUAGUCCUCCAGAGAUGGUCGAUCGGGUUCAAUUCCAGGCUCUGGUUGGGCCACUCAAGGACAUUCAGAGACUUGUCCCGAAGCCACAUCUGCAUUGUCUAGGCUGUUUGCUUAGGGUCGUUGUCCUGUUGGAAGGGGGACCUUCCCCCAGUCUGAGGUCUGGAGCAGGUUUUCACCAAUGAUCUCUCUGUACUUUGCUCCAUUCAUCUUUCCCUCAAAACAUCACCACAGCAUGAUGCUGCCACCACCAUGCUUCCCUCUAGGGAUGGUUUUGGCCAGGUGAUAAGCGGUGCCUGGUUUCCUCCAGACGUGACACUUGGCAUUCAGGCCAAAGAGUUCAGUCUUGGUUUAAUCAGACCAGAGAAUCUUGUUUCGCAGGGUCUGAGAGUCCUUUAGGUGCCUUUUGGCCAACUCCAAGCGUGCUUUUACUGAGGAGUGGCUUCAGUCUGGCCACUCUACCAUAAAGACCUGAUUGGUGGAGUGCUGCAGAGAUGGUUAUCCUUCUGGAAGGUUCUCCCAUCUCCACAGAGGAACUCUGGAGCUCUUUUUUCACAACCCUGACCAAGGCCCUUCUCCCCCGAUUUCUUAGUUUGGCCGGACGAAGUUUGGUGGUUCCAAACUUCGUCCAUUUAUUAAGAAUGAUGGUGGCCACUGUGUUCGUGGGGACCUUCAAUGCUCCAGAAAUGUUUUUGGUACCCUUUCCCUGAUCUGUGCCUCGACACAAUCCUGUCUCGGAGUUCUACAGGCAAUUCCUUCGACCUGGCUUGGUCAACUGUGGGAACUUAUAUAGCCAGGUGUGUGCCUUUCCAAAUCAUUUACAGUCAAUUUAAUUUACCACAGGUGGACUCCAAUCAAGUUGUAGAAACAAAUCAUGGAUGAUCAAUGGAAACAGGAUGCACCUGAGCUCAAUUUCAAGUCUCAUAGCAAAGAGUCUGAAUACUUAUGUAAAUAUUUCAGAUUUUUUAUUUAUACAUUUGCAAUAAUAACUAAAAUCCUGUUUUCGCUUUGUCAUUAUGGGGCACUGUGUGUAGAUUGAUGAGGGGGGAAAUAAUUUAAUCCAUUUUAGAAUAAGGCUGUGAAGUAACAAAAUGUGGAGAAAGUGAAGGGGUCUGAACACUUUCUGAAUGCACUGUAUGUCACUUUAUCUCUUAUACACUGUAUCUCCAUAUUGAGCUAUUAAAGGACAAUGCAUUCCAAAUGUAUCCGAACCCUUCUCCAUACGUAUCUAAUUUGUAAAGUCCUUCUACCUUGAUCUUGAAAAUCUAUUUGAUUACAGAGUUGGCACAGAGACGAGACAAGCAGGUCGCGUUUCAUUGAAAUGCUAAAACACUCGAUACGAGUUUGUGCAAGUCUGUCUGUCAAUCUCCUCACUGAUUGUGUGACUAAUAACAGAGGAAGGUAUUGUUUUUAGAUACCUCAAAAACAUAACAGAUCAAAUAUAACUAUUUAGUUAUUGCCUGAUUAGCGAAUACCACAGGGAAAAGGAGCAUCAUCCCAUUUGCUAUAGAGACAAUGUGACUAGUUCACCCACAAGGUUUUGAUGACAUAUCUUGACUGGGGAAUAGGGGUGGGGACAGACUGGGGGUGGUGGCACCAAGCUAUUGAGACUAAGGAGGUAGGGUGUGAAUGAAUUAGGCCAAAUCUAGGUGGGUUCAGCCAUCCAUCUGUACCAUCCAUCCUCCUCCACAGUGCACAGCUGGUGUUAAGCACCUUAGGAUGGGGGGCAGUCCUCGGAGAACAAUCGCACCAGCAACAUGUUUUUGUUCUGGGGCCACCGGUGACAGAUAUAGCAUCUGUCGUUAUAGCAACCCAGGCAAGCGCCGAGCAGAGAGCAGAUUGGUUGUCUUCGACUUAACCAUGCCAUGAUGACAGAGUUGUGCGGGUCAUGCACGAACCAGACAUGAAGGUAAUGACUACACAGUACAGGGCACAAGGGUUAUCACAACCCUUGCCAGUAAUGCACCCUAAAGCAUAGGCCUACAUCAUUGAUAUAAAAACUCAACAUUUCAUUAUCUGUAUGCUGCACCUUAUUCAGCCAGUAAUGCUUUUCCCUCCUCUUCUGUUUAACAAGCGUGUCAUUGGAGUACGGUAUAAAUUUCCUAUCUCCCAAAGGGUACAACCCACUAUUGUGACCCACAUUUAAGACUUUAUAAUUAUACCAGGCUGUUACUGCUCUGAAAUAAAGUAAUUUAUCACAGAAAUGUAUUCAACAAUGCUAGAUGUUCUAUUGGAGCUGGAAUAAUGCCAAUCCCUCACAACAAUUCAUUAACAUUUUAACAAAACACCUGUCUUUGUGCUUGUCUCCACUCCCCUCCGGGUGUUGCCCAUCUUUGACCCUUAUCCCCAGUGUAUUAAUACCUGUGUUCUCUGUUUGUCUGUUGCUAGUUCGUUUUGUCCGUCAAGCCUACCAGCAUUUUUCCCCUUGCUCCUGUCUUUUUCUUUAGUUCCCGUUUUCUAGUUUUCCCAUUUCGACCAUUCUGGCAGAAUGGUUUCGACCAUUCUGGCAGAAUGGUUUCGACCAUUCUGCCGGCCCUAACGGGCCGACCCAGGUGGUAAGGGUAGGUAACAACACAUCCGCCACGCUGAUCCUCAACACAGGGGCCCCCCUGGGGUGCGUGCUCAGUCACCUCCUGUACUCCCUGUUCACUCAUGACUGCAUGGCCAAGCACGACUCCAACACCAUCAUUAAGUUUGCCGAUGACACAACAGUGAUAGGCCUGAUCACCGACAACGAUGAGACACUCUAUAGGGAGGAGGUCAGAGACCUGGCCAUGUGGUGCAAGGACAACAACCUCUCUCUCAACGUGAUCAAGACAAAGGAGAUUAUUGUGGACUACAGGAAAAGGAGGACUGAGCACACCCCCAUUCUCAUCGACAGGGCUGUAGUGGAGCGGGUUGAGAGCUUCAAGUUCCUUGGUGUCCACGUCACCAACAAACUAUCAUGGUCCAAACACACCAAGACAGCUGUGAAGAGGGCACGACAAAGCCUAUUCCCUCUCAAGAGACUGAAAAUAUUUGGCAUGGGUCCUCAGAUCCUCAAAGUUCUAUAGCUGCACCAUCGAGAGCAUCCUGACUGGUUGCAUCAUUGCCUGGUAUAGCAACUGCUCGGCCUCCGACCGCAAGGCACUACAGAAGGUAGUGCAUACCGCCCAGUACAUCACUGGGGCCAAGCUUCCUGCCAUCCUGGACCUCUAUACCAGGCGGUGUAUACAUACUGGGGGUACCUCAAUUACCUCAACUAACCGGUGCCCUGCACAUUGACUCUGUACCGGUACCCCCUUAUAUAUAACCUCGCUAAUGUUGUUUUACUGCUGCUCUUUAAUUAUUUGUUACUUUUAUUUUAAAUGUUUUACUUAUCUAUUUUUUACUAAACACGUAUUUUUCUUAACUGCAUUGUUGGUUAAGGGCUUGUAAGUAAGCAUUUCACUGUAAGGUUGUUGUAUUCGCCAACAUGUGACAAAUACAAUUUGAUUUGAUUUGA
Salvelinus fontinalis (brook trout) is the source of this 6778-nucleotide messenger RNA. Its product is annotated as sodium channel subunit beta-3-like. Bases 349 to 996 code for a protein of 215 amino acids. The transcript is spliced from 7 exons. The record is from RefSeq and is a predicted model, not a curated record. Gene Ontology annotation, biological process: ventricular cardiac muscle cell action potential; sodium ion transport; regulation of heart rate by cardiac conduction. NCBI's taxonomy places the organism in Eukaryota, Metazoa, Chordata, Actinopteri, Salmoniformes, Salmonidae. Gene Ontology annotation, cellular component: voltage-gated sodium channel complex. Gene Ontology annotation, molecular function: sodium channel regulator activity.